Molecule: messenger RNA, 2221 nt
Organism: Acyrthosiphon pisum (pea aphid)
Lineage: Eukaryota; Metazoa; Arthropoda; Insecta; Hemiptera; Aphididae
Exons: 3
Coding region: 213-2090 (625 amino acids)
Source: RefSeq, a predicted model, not a curated record
GGAUACACGCAUUUAAAUAAACAUCACAUCAUUCACAUCACAUGAGAAUUCCUAAUGGAAUAUUUCUAGUGGCCAAGGACAAGCAGGUAGUGGGGAGGUGGUGGCAGUGGAGAAGUCAAGGAUGAAGAUUAUAAAAGGGGGUUGAUGACGAGCUACACGCAUCAGUAUAAUUAUUUCAUUCAAACAGCAGGGUUCUGUCUGCGGUUACAACAAUGAGAAAGAUGAAGUUGUCGUUAAAGAAUGUCGUACAGAUACUUGUACUCAUUGUAGUUAUGACUAGAGUAGAAUCAACCAGGGUACCAGGAAUAAGAGGAAUAUCCAAAAUACAAGAGAUUCCACAAUACCGUUUUCACUACUAUGUGCAAGAUAAUAAACCUACCUUGGACUACAAACCACCACAAGAAGAAAACAAGAAUGGAGAAAAAAUUGGAUCAUAUUAUAACAUAGCUGAUUCUAAUGGAGAUAUGAGGAUUGUUAAUUACCGUGUUGAUAAAUCUAAUGGAUUACAAACGGAUGUUAAUACCAAAAUUGGUGCUUCACCGUUCAAGAUAUCUUUAAACAAUCCUGUAUAUGAUACACAAACUGAUGUUUCAAAGGAAUCAACUGUGUCUUCAGAAGCAUCGCCAAUUAUUGUAGAACCCUUAAAUACACAAGAACAAAUAUCUAUAAAACCAAUUGAGAUGGACUCCAAAGAUGAAUAUAAUUUGGCAGAGAGCACUGAAAAGCCUAUUAAAAUAACAGAACAUGUCAGCACAAACCAAACUGAAGAUCGUAAAGAUGAUGUAAAAGACGAACAGGCAACGGAUCAAAUAUUAAUUCAAGACGAGGGAAUCACAAUUAAGCAAACAGAAUUUACAAUUCCUUUUAAAAAACCAAAUCCAGUAAAUACAGAUGAUUUCAAAUAUAAUGAUGAUGAAGCUAUGAAAAAAGAUAUUGUUAAAAUGAUACAAAAUAUCAAUGGAGAUCAUGAGCAGACUGAUCCUCGGUUAAAUUUUAAUAGUGCAUUAUCUGAUAAGCCACUAAAAGUAGUUGAAACUGAUUCUAUAGAAAUGGAACGGCAAGAAAGCUAUCAACCAAGUCACGGACAUUUAAAAUCCAAAAGCCAACAAUUAUCAAACAAACCAUUGAGGUUAGUUGGAUAUAAUCCAUCAAUUUUUGGAUCAUUAUAUGAUACACAAGUUAAUUACAAUCGCCCAUCACAAAUUCAACAACCACCAAAUUCGUUUAACCAAGGUUAUUUUGCGGGUUUCGGAACCCAUGGAGAUAUUAAGCAACAGGCAUAUGAUAAUUCUGGAAUUUACUAUUCUCAACCAAGUUUGACCACUCCACCAGGAAGUUACAAAGGAAGUCAGAAGUCUACUCUGCAAACACAAACACAACCACUUUAUUAUUACGAUCCAAAUUCAAUGGUUAUGUUACCAGUAUAUACCAAUAUGAUCCAAAAUGAUUAUUCCAUAACAGAAAAUAAGCCUCAACCAAUUCAACAACAAGCAGAUUCUGGUAAAAGUGGUUUUAAUUUAAUGCACAUUAUAAGUGGAGGCAGUUUUUACAAGGGUUCAGAACAGGCAGAAGGUUCCCAACAAGUGACAAUAAAAGACUCAAUAAAACCAGAACAUAAUAAAUUUGAAAAAUCAAAACCAUUAGAAACACAUGACAAAUUCAAACUAUUAGAAACACAAGACAAAUCCAAACCAUUAGAAACUCAUGACAAAUCUAAACCAUUAGAAACACAAGACAAAUUAAAACCACCGCAAACAUUGAUGUUUUAUUUGAAUCCAGGUGAACCACCAAUAGAUUUAAAAUCACUGACAUCAAGCCCAAUGCAUCUAACAUUUGGUCAACCACCACAAGCUGACUGUAAUGGCAAAACAGUUAAAGCCCCAACAGUUAAAGCAAACAAACCACUUCAACCUAUACCACUUUGUUCAGAUUGUGUGCCAGCUUUGGGAAUUAUGGGUUUACCAAGUACUAAAUCAGCUGCAGUUCAACAAAAGAAAUCAAUCGCUACACCCCAGGUUAUGCCAAUAUGGAAUGGGCAAACUGUUUCAAAAUUAAACUACUUAAUCCUACCCACUCCAAUUACUAAGUAAUAAAAUAAAAUAAUUAAUUAAUAAGUAAUAAUAUACAAUGUAAAAGAUGACUGAUAAUCAUUUUAAAAUUAUAAUCUUAUAACAAACCUAUGUUUAAUUUCAUAAAUAAAUAAUAAUUUUUAAAUAAUGUU